UCCUUGCCUAAUUUUAAAAUUCUGGUUCGUCUAUAUAUGCUCGGUAAUACUUUGCUCUCUGCAUUAGAAUUCAACCAACUCUCUUCUUGAUUUGGUUUGUUGAGAGAUUAGAGAAUGUCUGCUGUAACAAUGGGGUUAAACAGUGAUGAAAAGCCACAUGUUUUGGCUGUUGAUGACAGUGUUUUGGAUCGUAAAAUCAUCGAGAGGUUACUCACCAAUUCUUCAUGCAAAGUGACAACAGCAGAAAAUGCACAUGGAGCACUGGAGCUGUUGGGUUUGGCAGAUGGGCAACAGAACUUUUCUAACACUGUUUCCGGCGUUAACAUGAUAAUCACCGAUUACUGCAUGCCAGGAAUGACAGGAUACGAACUACUAAAAAAAAUCAAGGAAUCACCAACAGCGAAGGAGAUACCGGUAGUUGUUGUAUCAUCUGAGAACGUACAGACUCGGAUUGAAAAGUGUCUUGAGGAAGGAGCUGAAGAGUUCUUGCUGAAGCCUCUUCGACAAUCGGAUGUUAAAAGAUUGAAAGGCCAUCUAGCGAAGGAUGGAAGCCCUGCUGAUGAGGAAAUGUUCUGUGUGGGAAGAUGAUUCUAGUUUCUUAUCAAGUCCAAGAUU
Molecule: messenger RNA, 615 nt
Organism: Argentina anserina (silverweed cinquefoil)
Lineage: Eukaryota; Viridiplantae; Streptophyta; Magnoliopsida; Rosales; Rosaceae
Product: two-component response regulator ARR17-like
Exons: 5
Coding region: 115-588 (157 amino acids)
Biological process (GO): phosphorelay signal transduction system; cytokinin-activated signaling pathway
Source: RefSeq, a predicted model, not a curated record